Messenger RNA from Dictyostelium purpureum, 2235 nucleotides. RefSeq lists its product as uncharacterized. NCBI's taxonomy places the organism in Eukaryota, Evosea, Eumycetozoa, Dictyosteliales, Dictyosteliaceae. Bases 1 to 2235 code for a protein of 744 amino acids. Gene Ontology annotation, biological process: aspartate transmembrane transport; malate-aspartate shuttle; L-glutamate transmembrane transport. The transcript is spliced from 4 exons. The record is from RefSeq and is a predicted model, not a curated record. Gene Ontology annotation, molecular function: L-glutamate transmembrane transporter activity; calcium ion binding; L-aspartate transmembrane transporter activity.
AUGUUUUCAAGUAAACUUAGACAAGUUAAUAGAAUAUAUAGUUCUGGAUCAACUAGAAGAUUCUUUUCAAAUAGAUCAAGAUCAAAUGGCGGUAAACAACAACAACAAGAACAAUCAAAUCAAAGAUCAUCAUUUUAUAAAAAAGUUAUAGUCGGAACAACUAUUGUAAGCGCAACUUUAUUAACAACUUCAACUUUAUUGGACGAAAAAAAAAUUAAUGAAGAUUCACCUCUUGUUAAAAGACAAAAGCAAACUUUCGAUAAAUAUGCCUCAACUACAUUAGAAGGCAAAAGACAAAUGACAGCAGAAGAUUUUUUAAAAGCAUUAACAACAUUAGAAACUGAUAGUGGCGAUCACGAAAUUUUAAAAGCUUCAUUAGAUGCUGACAAAUUUAAAGUAUUAUUCCAAAUGGCAGAUGUCGAUCAUACUGGUUAUAUUAGUUUUGAAGAAUAUGUUAUGUUUGAUGAAUUAAUGGCAAAACCAGAAGCUGAAUACUUUUUAGCUUUCAAAUUAUUCGAUCGUGAUGGUAAUGGUUAUAUUUCAAGAGACGAUUUCAAACAUGUCGUCAGUGCAAGUUUAGACCCAACUAUCCCCUUCAACUUUGAUUGUGAAUUAGUAAACUUAUAUUUUGGUGAUGGUAAGACCGAAUUAAACUACUCUCAAUUCACUCAACUCUUAAAAGAUCUUCAACAAGAACGUAUUAAACAAGAGUUUAAAUUCCACGAUAAAUCAAACACUGGUUAUAUUCCACGUGACAAGUUUGCUAAAGUUUUAAGCUCUGUAAAAUUAAGAAAGAUUCCAGAUCAAGUCAAAGAUAAAUUAGAAACAAUCUCUGAAUUAAACGUAAAUUCUGGUCAUUCAAAUGAAGUUAGUUAUUCACAAUUUGUUGCUACUAACGAUAUGUUAUUACAUAUUCCAUCAUACGGCAGAGUUUUAAAAGCUGCUAUUACUAAAUUAAAUAGAGAUAAUAUUAAUAAAGAAGAAUUUUUAACUGAAGCUAGAUCAUCAACAUCAAUUGAAAUCACACCAAUGGAAGUUGAUUUAAUUUUCCAUCUCUUUGAUACUAAUAAAGACGGUAAAUUAAAUGUUGAAGAUUUUGAAAAAGCUACUGGUUAUUCAAUUAAUAAGAUUGCAAAUACUUCAGAUGCUUAUCCAAAUUCAAAUAAUAUUGUUAAUGUUUCAAAAAUUACUGGUGCAGCUGCAGUUGCUGCUCAUCAAGCUAUUUCAACCGAAAAAGCCAAAAAAACAUUUGUUCAACAAAUGUUAGAAUCAAUUGAAAACUUUGCUUUAGGUUCAAUUGCAGGUGGUAUUGGUGCUGCUGCAGUUUAUCCAAUUGAUCUUGUAAAGACUAGAAUGCAAAAUCAAAGAGCAGUUGAUGUUUCAAAACGUAUUUAUGCAAACAGUUGGGAUUGUUUCAGAAAAGUAGUUAAAGGUGAAGGUGUUGCAGGUCUCUAUAAAGGUAUUUUACCACAAAUGGUUGGUGUUGCACCAGAAAAAGCUAUUAAAUUAACAGUUAACGAUUUACUUAGAGAUUUAUUUGGCGAUAAAAGUAAAGGUGAAAUCUAUUUCCCACUCGAAGUUUUAGCUGGUGGUUUCGCUGGUAUGUCACAAGUUUGCGUUACUAAUCCAUUAGAAAUUGUUAAAAUUCGUCUUCAAGUUCACACCACUGGUCCAAAAGCUAGUGCUGCUUCAAUCAUUAGAGAAUUAGGUAUUUCAGGUCUCUAUAAAGGUGCUGGUGCUUGUCUUUUAAGAGAUAUUCCAUUCUCUGCUAUUUAUUUCCCAACCUACGCUAAAAUGAAAACUAUUUUAGCUGAUGAAAAUGGUAAAUUAGGUCCAAUGGAUCUCUUAUUGGCUGGUGCCGUUGCUGGUAUCCCUGCUGCAUCACUUGUCACUCCAGCUGAUGUUAUCAAAACUAGACUUCAAGUAGUAGCAAAAGAAGGUGAACAAACUUACACUGGUAUUCGUGAUUGUUUCCAAAAGAUCCUCAAAGAAGAAGGUCCAAGAGCUCUCUUCAAAGGUGCUUUAGCUCGUGUUUUCAGAAGUUCCCCACAAUUUGGUGUCACCCUUGUAUCUUAUGAAUUAUUACAAAAAGCUUUCCUCCCACAUGCUGAUUAUAAACCACCAACUAAUGCUCCAAUCACCCAAAAAGAUUUUGAUGUAAUUAGAGGUGAUACCAACAGUGUAAAGAAAGUUCAAGAAAUGGAAAAUAAAUUUGGUUCAAUUCACCAAGACUAA